Sorex fumeus (smoky shrew) is the source of this 5356-nucleotide messenger RNA. It is a transcript of the gene HDLBP, whose product is annotated as high density lipoprotein binding protein. The record is from RefSeq and is a predicted model, not a curated record. Gene Ontology annotation, cellular component: nucleus; cytoplasm. Gene Ontology annotation, molecular function: mRNA binding. Lineage: Eukaryota; Metazoa; Chordata; Mammalia; Eulipotyphla; Soricidae. Bases 261 to 4058 code for a protein of 1265 amino acids. The transcript is spliced from 28 exons.
CGCCGGGCCCCUCCCACGGCGGUUGGCCAUAUAGAGGCUGGGGGCGGGGGGGAGGUCAAGCGUAGCCUCUUCUCCUUUACCAAGAUGGCGGCUUGCCCCUGUUUCGCCACAGUUCCUACCUUAUGAGCUCGGCUCCUGACGCGGAGAAGAGUGGAGCAGUAAAAGCUGGCGGCUGACAGAGGCGGCCUCAGGACGGACUUUCUGGCUACUGACCAUUUUGCUGUGGCUCACCCGGAUUACGUGCAGGCUCAGGGUCAACCAUGAGCUCCGUUGCAGUCCUGACGCAAGAGAGCUUUGCUGAACACCGAAGUGGGCUGGUUCCACAGCAGAUCAGAGUUGCCACUUUGAACGCAGAAGAGGAAAGCGACCCUCCCACCUACAAGGAUGCCUUCCCUCCACUCCCGGAGAAAGCCGCCUGCCUGGAGAGCGCCCAGGAGCCGGCCGGCGCCUGGGGCAACAAGAUCCGGCCCAUCAAGGCUUCCGUCAUCACCCAGGUGUUCCACGUGCCUCUGGAGGAGAGGAAGUACAAGGACAUGAACCAGUUUGGAGAAGGGGAACAAGCCAAGAUCUGCCUCGAGAUCAUGCAGAGGACGGGCGCUCACCUGGAGCUGUCUCUUGCCAAGGAUCAGGGCCUCUCCAUCAUGGUCUCAGGGAAGCUGGACGCCGUCAUGAAGGCCCGGAAGGACAUCGUGGCUCGGCUGCAGACCCAGGCUUCAGCCACCGUCGCCAUUCCCAAAGAACACCACCGCUUUGUCAUCGGUAAGAAUGGGGAGAAACUGCAAGACUUGGAGCUAAAAACGGCAACCAAAAUUCAGAUCCCACGCCCAGACGACGCCAGUAACCAAAUCCGGAUCACGGGCACCAAGGAGGGCAUCGACAAGGCCCGCCACGAGGUCCUGCUCAUCUCUGCCGAGCAGGACAAGCGUGCGGUGGAGCGGCUGGAGGUGGAGAAGGCCUUCCACCCCUUCAUCGCGGGACCCUACAACCGGCUCGUCGGGGAGAUCAUGCAGGAGACGGGCACACGCAUCAACAUCCCCCCGCCCGGCGUCAACCGCACCGAGAUCGUCUUCACAGGCGAGAAGGAGCAGCUGGCGCAGGCUGUGGCGCGCAUCAAGAAGAUUUAUGAGGAGAAGAAAAAGAAGACCACGACCAUCGCGGUGGAAGUGAAGAAAUCGCAGCACAAGUACGUCAUCGGGCCCAAGGGCAACUCCCUGCAGGAGAUCCUGGAGCGGACGGGCGUGUCGGUGGAGAUCCCACCCUCCGACAGCGCCUCCGAGACCGUCAUCCUUCGGGGCGAGCCUGAGAAGCUGGGGCAGGCGCUGACCGAGGUCUACGCCAAGGCCAACAGUUUCACGGUCUCCUGCAUCUCGGCCCCGGCCUGGCUUCACCGCUUCAUCAUUGGCAAGAAAGGGCAGAACCUGGCCAAAAUCACUCAGCAGAUGCCAAAGGUCCACAUCGAGUUCACCGAGGGGGAGGACAAGAUCACGCUGGAAGGCCCCACCGAAGAGGUGAAUGUGGCCCAGGAGCAGAUCGAGGCCAUGGUCAGAGACCUGGUCAGCCGGAUGGACUAUGUGGAGAUCAGCAUCGAUCACAAGUUCCACAGACACCUCAUUGGGAAGAGCGGCGCCAACAUCAACAGAAUCAAAGACCAGUACAAGGUGUCCGUGCGCAUCCCCCCCGACAGCGAGAAGAGCAACCUGGUCCGCAUCGAGGGCGACCCCCAGGGCGUGCAGCAGGCCAAGCGGGAGCUGCUGGAGCUGGCCUCGCGCAUGGAGAACGAGCGCACCAAGGAUCUGAUCAUCGAGCAGAGAUUCCAUCGCACGAUCAUCGGGCAGAAGGGCGAACGCAUCCGUGAGAUCCGCGACAAAUUCCCAGAGGUCAUCAUCAACUUUCCAGACCCAGCACAGAAAAGUGACAUUGUCCAGCUCAGGGGGCCCAAGAACGAGGUGGAGAAGUGCACCAAGUACAUGCAGAAGAUGGUGGCAGACCUGGUGGAGAACAGCUAUUCCAUCUCGGUUCCGAUCUUCAAGCAGUUCCACAAGAACAUCAUCGGGAAGGGAGGCGCCAACAUCAAGAAGAUCCGAGAGGAGAGCAACACCAAGAUCGACCUCCCAGCCGAGAACAGCAACUCCGAGACCAUCGUCAUCACGGGCAAGAGGGCCAACUGCGAGGCCGCCCGGAGCCGCAUCCUGUCCAUCCAGAAGGACCUGGCCAACAUCGCCGAGCUGGAGGUCUCCAUCCCCGCCCGGCUGCACAACUCCCUCAUCGGCACCAAGGGCCGCCUCAUCCGCUCCAUCAUGGAGGAGUGCGGUGGCGUGCACAUCCACUUCCCCGUGGAGGGCUCCGGCAGCGACACGGUGGUCAUCAGGGGCCCGGCCUCGGACGUGGAGAAGGCCAAGAAGCAGCUCCUGCACCUGGCAGAGGAGAAGCAAACCAAGAGCUUCACCGUCGACAUCCGCGCCAAGCCCGAGUACCACAAGUUCCUCAUCGGCAAAGGCGGCGGCAAGAUCCGCAAAGUGCGGGACAGCACGGGCGCCCGCGUCAUCUUCCCCACCGCGGAGGACAAGGACCAGGACCUGAUCACCAUCGUCGGGAAGGAGGAGGCCGUGCGCGAGGCCCAGAAGGAGCUGGAGGCGCUGAUCCAGAGCCUGGAGAAUGUGGUGGAGGACUCCAUGCUGGUGGACCCCAAGCACCACCGGCACUUCGUCAUCCGGAGAGGCCAGGUGCUGCGGGAGAUCGCCGACGAGUACGGUGGGGUGAUGGUGAGCUUCCCGCGCUCGGGCACCCAGAGCGACAAGGUCACCCUCAAGGGCGCCAAGGACUGCGUGGAGGCGGCCAAGAGGCGCAUCCAGGAGAUCAUCGAGGACCUGGAGGCCCAGGUGACCUUGGAGUGCACCAUUCCCCAGAGGUUCCACCGCUCCGUCAUGGGCCCCAAGGGCUGCCGGAUCCAGCAGAUCACCCGAGACCACAACGUGCAGAUCAAGUUCCCAGACAGAGAGGAGAACCCAGUGCCCAGCGUGGAGCCAGCCGUGCAGGAGAACGGCGAUGAUGGUGGGGGCGGCCGCGAGGCCGAGCCGGGCUCCCCACGGCGCUGCGACAUCAUCAUCAUUUCUGGGCGCAAGGAGAAGUGCGAGGCUGCGAAGGAAGCUCUGGAGGCGCUGGUCCCUGUCACCAUCGAAGUGGAGGUGCCCUUUGACCUUCACCGGUACCUCAUCGGGCAGAAAGGCAGCGGCAUCCGCAAGAUGAUGGACGAGUUUGAGGUGAACAUCCACGUGCCCCCCCCUGAGCUGCAGUCGGACAGCGUGGCCAUCACGGGCCUCGCCGCACACCUGGACCGCGCCAAGGCGGGGUUGCUGGAGCGCGUGAAGGAGCUGCAGGCAGAGCAGGAGGACCGGGCGCUCAGGAGUUUCAAGCUGAGCGUCACUGUGGACCCCAAGUACCACCCCAAGAUCAUCGGGAGGAAGGGGGCUGUGAUCACGCAGAUCCGCCUGGAGCACGACGUAAAUAUCCAGUUUCCAGACAAGGAUGACGGGAGCCAGCCGCAGGACCAGAUCACCAUCACGGGCUACGAGAAGAACACAGAGGCCGCCCGGGAAGCCAUCCUGAAGAUCGUGGGUGAGCUCGAGCAGAUGGUCUCUGAGGACGUCCCCCUGGACCACCGUGUCCACGCCCGCAUCAUCGGGGCCCGGGGCAAGGCCAUCCGCAAGAUCAUGGACGAGUUCAAGGUGGACAUCCGCUUCCCUCAGAGCGGCGCCCCGGACCCCAACUGCGUCACGGUGACCGGCCUCCCCGAGAACGUGGAGGAGGCCAUCGACCACAUCCUCAACUUGGAAGAGGAAUACCUGGCCGACGUGGUGGACAGUGAGGCCCUGCAGGUGUACCUGAAGCCCCCGGCCCACGAGGAGGCCAGGGCGCCCUCCAAGGGCUUCGUGGUGAGAGACGCCCCCUGGACCGCCAGCAGCAGCGAGAAGGCUCCGGACAUGAGCAGCUCCGAGGAGUUUCCCAGCUUUGGGGCUCAGGUGGCCCCCAAGACCCUCCCCUGGGGCCCCAAGCGAUAAUGACCGGAGCGCGGCCCCCAGCUGCUGACCGCCCGACACCACGCGGUCGGCCGGCGCCCGUUGACCAGCGGCUGCCCCGUCCAUUGUUGCUGCCCCUCCCCCGAGGUCUCACAGUGAAGGCGCUGGGCCGCCCGCACGGCGUGAACACUAACGGGCCCGGCCACGCCACCACGCACACGCACUCUCGGCUCCCUGGUCCACCCAGCAUGUCCGCCAGGCCGCCUCCACGCUGGGGCGAGCUGCCGUGGCGCGUCCACUUCCUGUGUUAUGACCUCAGGAAAUAAAUUUCCUUGACUUUAUGAAAGCCAAAACGUUUUCCUCUUCCUUUCCCACCCCUCUGCCCCCUGCCUGUCGCCCAGACCCUCCCUAGGACGCAGCGGCACCUUCCGGCUCACGCCCUGGAGAGCCGGACAGGGCUGGGGGCCGUGGGCGCAGCCUGCAGGGAGGGGCCGGCCCGCUCGCGGCCUUCGGUCCUCACGCCCCUGCGGCCCAUGCUGCCUCCUUUCUACCUCACCGCCGUGGCGCUGCUCGAAGCCUCUCGCGGGUGUGGGCCCAGGGGCUGAGCAGCGUUGGGGGCAGGAAGCCUGGUGUCCCGGCAGGGGUCAGCGGCCAGGUGCUGCCGAGGGGGCCGUGCUGGGCCCACUGGCUGGGUGAGGGCCGCCCUGGGCGGGGAGAGCUCGGGGUGGGGUCUGGGGCCUGCGAGGCCCCACGUGGGCCUCUGCCCUCCCCGCUCGGGCCCGCCACGCCUCCCUCCUGGGUCGCGGUCACUUGUGCUCGACCUCUCCAUUCCACCCCACUCGUGCGCAGUCUCGGCUCAGUACCCGAAGCCUGGUGAGGGUUAGACUCGGGGGCUCCCGAGGAGAGCGAGAAUUGCUUCGCCCAAGUCUAGCCUCAGCAGCCUUGAGGGAGGAAGCGCAUCUCCUGGGCAGCCCGGACGAAGCCGCCUCCCUCUGGCAGCCCUGCGGGAUUGGGCCCCCUCCCUCCUGCUGCCCUUGUCUUCAUCCCCAGCCCCAGCCAAGUCACUUCCUUCUCCCGGGGAGCUCUGCCGUGUGCAGACCCCGUUCCUGAGCCCCGGGGGGCGUUGCUCCCUGCGUGGGGGUUGUGCAGGUUCUGAGGUGGCUGGGCUGGGCUGGGGCCCGUGUGUCCCGUCCGUCAUCUUCCACACCAUGUGCCCACAGCUCACCCAUCCCUUGGCCUUACUCUGGAAUUUGGAGAUUAUAUGCAAACGUGUGUAAAGGCUCGUGCAUACGGAUGACACUGGAAUUUUAUAAAUUCUAAAAUAAAAACCUGAAACUAGA